Molecule: messenger RNA, 615 nt
Organism: Entrophospora sp. SA101
Lineage: Eukaryota; Fungi; Glomeromycota; Glomeromycetes; Entrophosporales; Entrophosporaceae
Source: the annotation of a GenBank genome assembly
AUGCAUGAAUCUAAAAAGGUCCAAGAUAAAAUUGCGCAAUAUUUUACUCAUGCUAGACAUAGUAAUGUCAGUCCAAUUUAUGUAUCCCAAAGAUUCUUUGCAGUUCCUAAACCCAUCCAAGAAAAUGUUACCUAUAUUUCAAUACAUAGAGGAGGAGGAUCCUUGUUUGAUCUCAAAAAUAUUCUGAAUCAUUAUUCAGAUCAUCUGGUACCAAUUAUAGAUGAUUUAACAAUGAAAAAAGAAUUUAUUGUGAUUGAUACUAGACAGUCUAAAGAUGAUCCCUUAUCAAUUAGACAUAUGUGGGAUGCACAAACUGAGAUUCUUCCAAAAGAUAGCAAAGCCUUUAGUAUAACUAAAGAAAAACUAGAGCCAAAAAUCAAUAAAAAUUUGGUAAAUAUUGUAGAGACUCGAAUUUCUGAUUCCUCAUCAUCCCAGAGUAAAUUUAGUAUUGCUGGUCAAGAGGCUAUAUCUCAAGCAAAAAAAGAAAAUCGCCUAGUAAAGUUUGCUAGAAAUAUGCCAUCCCCAAAUAAACGCAAAGAAUUAUUAUCAGAAGGUAUCCAAGCCAAAAAUAGUGAUACAUGGGCUAAGUAUAUUUACCAGGAAGCUUUAAUAUAA